CGUGAGUCGGAUGACGGGCACACCAGUCUGCGAACACCCGCACGCGCGCGCGCAUCCUUAGCCUUGUGUGUCGCGAAUGUGAAAAAAAAAGUUUAUUUUUUGAAAUUGGUAUGUACUGGAUAGCACACAGUCAUGAUAAGAGGGCCAGAGUCAUGCGUCUGCCCGAUUCAGGAGGUGGGGCCGGCGGUGAGCUGGGAGUCCGCCUGCUACACCUCGACGGUAGUGCUGUUCAUGAGUAUCCUGGAGUCCUACAUCAACGGGCGCUGCGACCUCGCUGAUCCCUGCAACAGGGUGAAGAACGCUGAUGCUCUGGAAGCAGCGUAUGACUUCGUUGUGGCUGGUGGAGGCACGUCGGGCGCGGUGGUCGCGGGCAGGUUGUCGGAGAAUCCACAGUGGAAGGUGCUGCUGAUAGAAGCGGGCGGUGACGAGCCCACGGCGUCGUCGGUGCCGGCGUUCGUGACGGCGUACUGGGGCCGCAACGACACCGACUGGAACUACGUGACCGUGCCGCAGGAGCACGCCUGCCUCUCCAGCGGCGGCGUCUGCUCCUGGCCGCGCGGGAAGAUGCUGGGUGGUUGUUCCACGAUCAACGGCAUGAUGUACAUGCGCGGCAACCCCGCCGACUACGACGGGUGGGCGGUGAACGGCGCGACGGGCUGGUCGUGGUUCGAGGUCCUGCCCUACUUCCUCCGCAGUGAAGACAACAAGGAGAUAGGAAGAGGCGUCUCCGGCAACUACCAUACGAAGGGUGGACCUAUGCCCGUGCAGAAGUUCCGCUACGCGCCGCGCUUCGCUCACGACGUGGUGUCGGCCGGCAUCGAGCUCGGGUUCCCGCCCACCAGCGACCUCAACGGGGAGACCUCCACCGGCUUCACCAUCGCACAGACUUUCAAUGAUGGUGGAUCCAGAUACAGCACAGCUCGUGGGUUCCUCCGGCCGGCGUCCAAACGACAAAACCUGCACGUGCUGCUGAACGCCCAUGUCUCCAGGGUGGUGAUAGACCCCGCCAGCAAGAGAGUCACUGGGGUGGAAUACAUCAAGAACGGGAUUAAGAGUGUUGUGGGGGUUAAGAAAGAGGCUAUCCUAUCAGCGGGUACGCUAAACUCGCCACAAAUCCUGCUCCUCUCCGGGAUAGGCCCCAAGGAAACCCUGGACAGGUUCAACAUUCCAGUGAUCAAAGACCUACCUGGGGUGGGUCAGAACCUACAGAACCACGUGGGAGUGGGUCUGGAGUUCAUCCUGAACAAGGAGCCUGAUGUACCGGAACUAUCGUGGCAGAGCGCUAUGGACUACAUGCUCAAUAGAAACGGACCGAUGUCUGGCACUGGUCUCUCACAGUUGACCGGCAAGGUGAACUCGCGGCUGGCGCCGGCGGGCGGGCGGUCGCCGGACAUACAGAUGUACUUCAGCGGCUACAACGCCGGCUGCGGCGACGGCAACUUCGGCACCAACUUCGAAGACAAGAGGACUGUGUCUAUAUCAGUGGUGGCGCUGCAGCCCCGCAGCCGGGGCUACCUGACGCUGCAGUCGGGCGACCCGCUGACGCCGCCGCUGAUGCAGCCCAACUACUUCCUCGACGAACACGAGGUGGAGGUGCUGGUCGACGGCGCCAGGAUCGCUUACAGGCUGGCCAAUACCACGAUAAUGCGCGAGAAGUACGGCAUGGAGCCGAUACCGGGGUACGCCAGCAAGUGUCCGGGCGGCGGGCCCAACCCGACCGACGACUACUUCCGGUGCCUGGCCAAGCUCGAGACCGCGCCGGAGAACCACCAGGUCGGCACGUGCAAGAUGGGCGCUAAGGACGACGUCAUGGCCGUUGUGGACUCGCAGCUCAGGGUGUAUGGUGUUGAAGGUCUACGCGUGGUGGACGCGUCUAUAAUGCCGACGCUGCCGUCGGGCAACACGGCCGCGCCCUGCGUCAUGAUCGGCGAGCGCGGCGCCGAAUUCAUCAUGACCAGGCACCAGCUGUUCAAGAACAAGUUCGGCGCCGACAAACCCACCGCUACGGAUGACAGUAAAAAAUACGGCGAGCACGACAGCAACUGGGCCCAGUGGGACAAGAACUGGAACGACAACAAGGGCGACGGCCAGCAGUGGGACAGGAACGAGCACGACAACUGGGACAGGCACCCCUACUACCACGGCACCUGGCACACGAAGAACCAGGUCAAAUACCAGCCCUCCAGAUAAUCGAUAAAAUAUAUUAAGGUGAUCGCACAUUUGUCAUCACGCACGCGCCGAACAAGCCGUAUUUUAGAAUUCGUUGUAUGAUGUGAAACCUCGCACAUUCGUCCACACCGUACGCGCCGCAUUUCGUGUACUAUGCGGUGCGUUCGACGCGUACGGUGCGAACAAAUGUGCGAUCAGAUAUUACGUUACUCGGGGAGAUUAGGUAAAGUAUAUUCCACACGAGCUCCGAUGAAUAGGGAGCUGCGGAAAACUAAUAUAGAAAAAUGUUUUACAUUCCCUUGCAAAAAAUAUUUUAAUAUGGUCCCAUUGAUUUGAUCCCAGUGGUCACGAAUUAAAUUAAUCUAAUGAUACAUCUCAAAUUAAUAUUUCCAAAAACUCUUUUAACUCUGAAGUCAACAGCUGCGAGUCAAUGAAAUAGAGGUUUAAAUAGUUAAAUACAUAAUAUGCAGUAGGUACACUCAAAAACAUAGUACUCUUGUUCUGUUGCAUUUAGGAAAUAUUAUUAGCUCGUCUGUCAAGCGCCCACCAUGGGCGUCUUACUCUAA
This is a messenger RNA of Aricia agestis (brown argus), 2735 nucleotides long. Its product is annotated as glucose dehydrogenase [FAD, quinone]-like. The record is from RefSeq and is a predicted model, not a curated record. NCBI's taxonomy places the organism in Eukaryota, Metazoa, Arthropoda, Insecta, Lepidoptera, Lycaenidae. Bases 133 to 2190 code for a protein of 685 amino acids. Gene Ontology annotation, molecular function: oxidoreductase activity, acting on CH-OH group of donors; flavin adenine dinucleotide binding. The transcript is spliced from 13 exons.